AUGCGCCACCCCAAACCCAGUCCAGUAUCGGUGCUCAUCUUGUUCCUCAUGGUUGUGACUGUCCUCCUCGAAGCGGCGACGGGCACUGGGUCGGGACUCCUGGAUGACCUGCCACAGACCUUCGAAGGCUUGGAUCUGCUCCACCAGCGUCUCGAGUGGCUCGAAUAUGCCACACCCGCCAUGUUGCGGGACGAAGCCGAACCUGCGGUGCAACAGGAGCCGCUGCACGCCGUCACUCAGAGACGUCCAGACUUCGGAUCCAUCGACGAGCCGGGCUCGGCAGGUACUGCAUCGCCGCAAGAACCUGUUGCAGCUUCCAGUCACACAGACGCUGCGAGUAGGCCACCGACCCAUGGCGAAGCUAGCACUGGCGUCUCCGAACCUGCGACACAAAGGACGGCGGUGGAAGAACUCGACAUCCCGAGAGGAUCCGGGCUCGCGUUUGGCAGCGACGAGCUGGCUGCUAUCGUCGUCAGGGAUAUCGAGGAGCGCGUGAGGGAGCUGACGCCCCCAGGAGGAUCCCGUCGCGAGCCGGUCGUCCGCAUGCAUCAGAUCCCAGCUGGCAAACGCCCAUCGGAAAGAGUCAAGAUGGCGGCCCACAACAUCUUCAUCUUCCAGGCCCAGCGCCGCGCCAAGUCGCGCCUGCUGGAAGACAUCAUCAUCCCUGGCAGAUGCCGGAUCAGCUUCUCGUACAUCUUUGGCCAGGAGCGAGACAGCCCUUCCUUCCUGUUCGACACCGUCGCCUUUCCCUACAGAGGAUCCGGCAUGGGCAAGACGUACAUCGGCAUCCUGGAGAUCCAGAAUCCUCCUCCGCAAAUCGAGACCGUGGGCUUCCAUCCGACCCUCAUUAGCAGGCUGCAGGCGCUGGAACGCAAGAAUAUGGCGCUCGAAGAGGGCGCCGGUCGCCCGGACUGCAUGACCAUGUUUGCCCGUCCUGCGCUGUAG
Molecule: messenger RNA, 945 nt
Organism: Pseudozyma flocculosa PF-1
Lineage: Eukaryota; Fungi; Basidiomycota; Ustilaginomycetes; Ustilaginales; Ustilaginaceae
Exons: 2
Coding region: 1-945 (314 amino acids)
Source: RefSeq, a predicted model, not a curated record